Eptesicus fuscus (big brown bat) is the source of this 1005-nucleotide messenger RNA. RefSeq names its product leukocyte immunoglobulin-like receptor subfamily A member 3. Gene Ontology annotation, molecular function: inhibitory MHC class I receptor activity. Gene Ontology annotation, biological process: cytokine-mediated signaling pathway. The record is from RefSeq and is a predicted model, not a curated record. The transcript is spliced from 5 exons. NCBI's taxonomy places the organism in Eukaryota, Metazoa, Chordata, Mammalia, Chiroptera, Vespertilionidae. The coding region runs from base 1 to 1005 and encodes 334 amino acids.
AUGGAACCAGACCAGACAGGACUGUACCGCUGUUCCUAUAGAAUUGCAGGGCACUAUUCCCAACUCAGUAACAUCCUGCGUGUGGUGAUGACAGGAUAUUAUAACAAUCCCUCACUCUCCAGCAUGAGUGGCACCGUGGUGGCUCCAGGAGACAAUGUGAAGUUACAGUGUUUCUCCAGAAUCAAGUUUGAAGCAUUUAUUCUCAGGAAAGAAGAUGCACCUCGGUUCACCCAGAGACAAAGCUCCAUCGCCCAGGACAAUGGACAGCAGACCACCUUCCACCUGGACCGUGUCACCUCCACACAGGCAGGGACCUACAGGUGCUACGGUGCCUUCAGCAAAGACCCCUUUGUGUGGUCCCACCCCAGCGACCCACUGCAGCUUGUGAUCAGAGGAUCUUAUGACAAACCCUCACUCUCCAGCAUGAGUGGCACCGUGGUGGCUCCAGGAGACAAUGUGAAGUUACAGUGUUUCUCCAACACCACGUUUCAUGCAUUUAUUCUCAGCAAAGAAGAUGCACCUCAGUUCACCCAGAGACAAAGCGCCACCGCCCAGGACAAUGGACAGCAGACCACCUUCCACCUGGACCGUGUCACCUCCACACAGGCAGGGACCUACAGGUGCUACGGUGCCUUCAGCAAAGACCCCUAUGUGUGGUCUCACCCCAGCGACCCAUUGCAGCUUGAGGUCAGAGGAAUUUUUAAGAAACCCUCACUCUCCAGCAUGAGUGGCACCGUGGUGGCUCCAGGAGACAAUGUGAAGUUACAGUGUUUCUCCAGAAUCAAGUUUGAAGCAUUUAUUCUCACCAAAGAAAAUGCACCUCAGUUCACCCAGAGACAAAGCUCCACAGCCCAGGACAAUGGAGUUCAGACCACCUUCCACCUGGACCGUGUCACCGCCACACGGGCAGGGACCUACAGGUGCUACGGUGUCUUCAGCAAAGACCCCUAUGUGUGGUCUCACCCCAGUGACCCAUUGCAGCUUGAGGUCAGAGGGUUUAUCUAG